CGUAUAUCUAAAGAAGCGUAUUUUCUGCUGCGCAACACGUACUGCGGUUGGAUUUCAGUCGCGAGUUUUUGUCGGCAAGAAUCGCUACUAUGUCGUUGACAAUAAAAGCUUACCUUCUCGGCAAGGACGACUGCAAUAAGGAGAUCCGUCGCUUUGCUGUGGAGCAUGUCUCAACAAGUUUUGAGUAUUUGAAACAAAAAUUGCUCGAUGUUUUUGUCGGUCUCAGGACUGCGCCGUUUCAAAUGCACUACAAAGACGAGGAUGGUGACAUGAUCGCUUUCUCUUCUGAUGCCGAGCUCAUGAUGGGUUUGGCUUUGGUGAAGGAUGACACCUUCCGUCUUUUCAUCAAGCUAAGAAAGGAGCACAAAUGUGACCCCUCACCUCAUGGAUUCCCUGGAUUCUCAUUCACUGUGCCUCAUGGAGCCCCCCACUUUAGCCCUCCAGGGCCGAAUCACAUGGGCCCACCAGGAUCACCUCAUAUGGGCCCUCCGGGACCACCUCAUAUGGGGCCUUCCCCUCAUCACCCUCCAAUGGUGCAUUCAGGAGUGACCUGCGAUGGGUGUGAGGGACCGGUGGCUGGAACACGUUUCAAGUGCACCGUUUGCCCCGAUUAUGACUUGUGCUCUAGCUGCCAGGGCAAAGGUCUCCAUAAGGAGCAUUCUCUGAUACCCAUCUUUCACCCUAUGGCCAACAUGUUUGAGCAGCUCCCUCGUGGGAAGAUUUGGCGCAAGAUGAGACGCUGCAUGUGGGCAAAUGCUCAUACUCAGGCUCAAGCUCAGGCCCAAAGCCAGGCUCAGCCCAGUCCAUCUGGAGUCCAGAAAAAUCAGGAUUCCUCCAAAAACAUGGGAGAGAAUGGUGCAACUCCCUUUUCCCAGGCUAAUGUGGAGUACCUGAAGAACAUUGGAGAGGAAGUGGCUGCCAUGUUGAGUCCUCUUGGCAUAGAUGUGGAUAUUGAUGUUGAGCAUGAAGGGAAGCGGACCAAAGUUACACCAACUCCUCCUACCUCCAGUGGUUCACCUAGUGGCCGGAGUGACAGUGGAUCCAUAGGGCUUCUUUCCAGAGGGUCAGGUCCAGGGAGUCAGGCUUCUGAAGAGAUUAUCAGUAAGGGAACAAAGGGGCAGAAAGACCAAGGAAGUGAUGAGGAAUGGACUUAUCUGAGCUCUAAAGAGGUAGACCCCUCCACAGGAGAGUUGCAGUUACUCAGGAUUGAGCAGGAUGGGAUGGAUGAUGCUCCAGCUCCGCUAAGUACUGCCUCAAGCGCAAGCUCCACCACCACACAGGGCCCCACCGGUCUGCUUGAAGCAGCGCUCUACCCACAUCUUCCUCAAGAUGCAGACCCCAGGCUGGUAGAGUCCCUUUCUCAGAUGCUCUCCAUGGGCUUCACAGAUGAAGGUGGCUGGCUAACCAGACUGCUCCAGACCAAGAGUUAUGACAUCGGAGCUGCUCUCGACACCAUCCAGUACCCCAAAUCGACUAGCCCACAGAAGUAAAGGAGAAAUACAGGAAUACAGAAGACCUGGGCCAUAUUUACUCAGUUGUGGUUGAAUACUAUAGCAUUUUCUAUUAACUCUGCCUUUCCAUACUUUUUAAAUGGCAAAUUCUUGUUGUAAUAUUAACAAUAUUAGUGACUCAGGGGACUAGCAUUUAAAUAGAUUUUUUGGGCAGUUCUAUUCAACAUUUCUUAAACUAGCAUAAUAAUGUAAGACUUUGUUAGCUUUACACCAUAUAUACAUUUAAGUUGUUGAUUAAUGGCAUUUAAGUAGAAUUCUGGAAUGGCAAUUUAUCUGUUUGCAUUUACCAAUUUUAUCUAUAUGCAUUUACUUAACCGAACACUUUUUAAAAAGCAGAAAACGGGGGUAUUUUUAUUGUUGGUUAGAAUAAACAGAAGGAAUCAGGUAAAUAUUAGGUCUUCUAAAAUUCCUGUACUUUCUAUACUUAAUAAAAUGCUUCUCUAAAA
Molecule: messenger RNA, 1957 nt
Organism: Myxocyprinus asiaticus (Chinese sucker)
Lineage: Eukaryota; Metazoa; Chordata; Actinopteri; Cypriniformes; Catostomidae
Product: sequestosome-1-like
Exons: 8
Coding region: 90-1490 (466 amino acids)
Biological process (GO): mitophagy; aggrephagy; endosome organization
Cellular component (GO): aggresome; amphisome
Molecular function (GO): protein kinase C binding; K63-linked polyubiquitin modification-dependent protein binding; zinc ion binding
Source: RefSeq, a predicted model, not a curated record